Messenger RNA from Drosophila guanche, 3856 nucleotides. RefSeq names its product protein cup. NCBI's taxonomy places the organism in Eukaryota, Metazoa, Arthropoda, Insecta, Diptera, Drosophilidae. Gene Ontology annotation, cellular component: nucleus; cytoplasm. The coding region runs from base 374 to 3550 and encodes 1058 amino acids. Gene Ontology annotation, molecular function: mRNA binding. The record is from RefSeq and is a predicted model, not a curated record. The transcript is spliced from 8 exons. Gene Ontology annotation, biological process: negative regulation of translation.
CGUGAUUUUCCAAAAAAAUCAGCUAAUUCUGGAGAAUAUUUAUUUAAAUUAAUCGGUUCAAAUCGAUCAUAUGUCACUGUGUGUAUUUUUCUUGUUUUUAUUAAACUUUUAAUAUUGUAUUGUAUUCUAUUAUUCAAAAACAGGCUUGUUGCAUAGUAGGCAGAUGCUUCUAACUUAUGUGCAUACAUGAGUAUGUAUAUAUGUAUGUAUAUACGUAUAUGCAUUUUUGUUCGCUGGGAUACAUAAGCGCGUUUUUGUAAUUAUAUAGUACUCUUGUGGUUUUGAAAGUAAUGCGGAUAGCGUUUUUCAAAAGAAAAUCAGUAAUUUAGAUAGUAUAACCUGAUAAAAAUACGACUAAUCGUUAUCGUAAAAAAUGGAUAUAAAAAAAGAUCAAGCGAGGUACUCAAGAGCAGAUUUGUUGGCACUUCGUUAUGAAGGAAGUAGUCGCCAGCGCCCUCAAUGUGCUCAUCGAAUUGAACUACAAACUUUACAUUUUUGGAAAGUAAACGCUAGCGCCAAUGCCUCCAGCAACUAUGCAAAUCCAAAUAAAAUUAGCCUUUCGCCCGAGACGGAUAACUCCAGUUUGAGCAGCUCCAAUAAUGGAUUAAUAAGCUCGAGGCGAGCGAUGCGAAAUCGGGAGCGCGCUAAUAACUAUUAUCAGCGCUUUGCGCCCAGCGAUUCCCACUCAAUGUGUAUCGAGGACAAGGACAAAGAUACACAAUCUACGCAAAGCGUUCUAGGUGGUGCAACGUUGAAAUCGUCUAUCAUUGAUCAUAGAAGCAUAUCUUCAUCGCAUUUAAUGCCGGCAUUUGCCAAACGACGUUUCGCUACAGUCAAUUGCGGUAAUGGUACGGAAAACAAUGAUCCGAUAAGCAGCAAUUCUGACGAAGUUUCAGUCGGAGAAAAUGCAACUAUAGGACUAGAUCAUGCCUCCACUCCUACACAUAGCCAAAGCAUGGGUAAAGGCAUGAGUUCCCCCGUCAAGAAGGGCAGUGCAUGGGUGGGGGAGAGCAGUGAAAGAAGUUCAAAAAAUGUCCAACAAGAUCAUGACCAAUCUCUGGCAUCUUCACCAACGUUUUCGACGACUCGCCAGGAGAGGCGCAUUGGAAGCGGCCGACUUUUGCCAAGAGCCGAUAAUUGGGAAUUCAAAGGUCAACAAAACGCAUCAUCUGAUAUUGAGCAGAAGGAGAAGGAAAGAUCUCAGAAUGGAAAUGGAAGUAUUAACCAACAAAAUCAGAGCCAGAACCAUCAGCGCCCGCGGACAUUUAGCGGAAGACAUAGCGAUCGAAUUACUGAGAAUAUAGGAGAUAGGCGUUUUCUAUACGACAACAAAAGAUCUGUCGACAGGCAAGGGAUGAGCAGUCGCCGGUCAUCAAACAAGGACUCUGGAGGUAUCCAUGGUCGGGGAAAGCGCUCAAGCAUGUACCAUCAGCAUGACAGACACGAAGAACCCGAGUGGUUCAGCGCUGGUCCGACCUCCCAGCUGGAGACAAUCGAUUUGCAUGGAUUCGACGAUCACGAACACAGCGUUGAGCGCUCGAAGCUUGAUGACAAGUCGAAUCGAUUUCCGCCAGCUGAACCAACUGUGAUCGACGGGUCCGCCUCAAGAAGCAGCAGUAUAUCCAGCCUGAGCAUAAUUGAAAGGAAGAUCAAGGACGACAUCAAAGACACUAAUGAAAGUGAAUCCAAUUUCAUUCAGCCUCCACUGGAACCGGCAAAACAAAACAAAAACUUUCAGCAACCAGGCCGUUUACCAUGUACCUCAAACUCCGAGGGUGAAUUCAACUUCGAUGCUUUUCUGAACAUGCACCCUUUGGACCCUACCCUUAUGAGUAAUGACGGCGUUGAACAGGAUGAAACGAAAGGGACGUCCCGCUUUAGCAGGUGGUUUCGACCUAAAGAAGCUGCAAAUAAUAAUGAGUCAUCGGCACUUCGGGAGAAAGGAUCACAAGAAACUCACGAUAUACCCAGUGUUAAGGACUUGGAAGCACAAAUGACUAAAGUGGACCUACGUUCCGAGUACACGACCCCAAUAUCAGUUGCCUAUGGGGGUCAGCAAGCUCAAGUAGAAAAGCCGGUGGCCAGGGAUACAGAGGCUUUCAGGAAGCUCCUGCAGCAAUUGGGAUCCCAAAGCAACCAGCAUCAGUCGGGAAAUGACGUUUAUCAUAUGAUAAAUAGUUCGAAUACUGCCAGUCAAAAUGUAAAUCGGCCUUAUUUAAUCGAUCCCCAACAGAAUAUGUUUCGGGAUCACAGUCCUCAAAUGAAGGAAGAUGACUUGGAGUUAAUUCAACACCGCUUUAAGCAUAAUGACUGCAUUCCAAAGAGGAUAAAUGAGGCCAUGGUGCAGCAACAUCUACACCACCACCCAAUCCAGGGUGUCCACCCGUCAAAUAUGUUACUGGCACAGAAGCGAAUGGAAGUUCAUCAUUUAAUUCAAAGCGUUGGUCGAGGAGAUGUUUCAGUUGAGUUUCUGGAGAAAGAGUUGGGCAACCCCAACACAGUGACUCACACAAAAGAAGUCAUUGCAACCGUUCUUCGAGAAUGCGCAAAUAGCAGGAGAAAUUCUCUAGCUUAUAAGCAAGCACAUCCGAACGAGAUGGAUCACCACAGCUUGGCUCACUUAUCGUUUCAUCAAGUUCAGCCGCAACAUCAGACCUAUUCUGAGGAUCUAUUCCCACAAAGCUCGAACACCCAUGGAAUUAGUCAGCACAUUCGGCACAGCAGUUCACCCACUCCACUUGCGUUUACGCCUACGUCUGUGCUACGGAAGAUGACAGCUGAUAAGGAUACGCCUCACAAUCAGGCACUCCAGCAAUACCAAAUGCACCCACAGAACACUAACACCAAGUUGCUUGCCCCAAAUCCAAUUGGAAACGAACCGCAGACAAUGUCUGUUCAACCACGCAUGAUACUAGGUGGAGGAAACUAUUCCAUUAGUCCAAACAGCCCACAAAUGUCCCCAAAACUGCAACAGUCUCGUAAUCAGCAACCGAUGAAGUGGGAUCAAGGUGCGGUUCAAUUGACACAAGGAAAAUCAUUUGGCCGUCCCAUACUAAAGGGAAGUCUGAACACUGUUCCGCAUCAACUGACGCAAGUGCCAUUUGGAUCUAGAGCAGAGCUACAACAGCAUCAUCACCAGCAAAGGUUUAAGCCUAUACAGCCAACAGAUGCAGUUUUAAACUCUGAAAAUAUGAAUCAGAAUAUUCCAUAUUCUGACGGAAUCUCGCAAUUGCAACACCACCAUUACCUGCAACUGCAGCAGCACUCACACCAACCACUCAGACACAGAGUAAUUCACGGAUCACAGAUAUCAUCGUCAGUUACAGGUGGUGUCGACAUCGGGGAAUCUGGAAGCGUAAUCAAAAGUAAUUACCACAGAGACGAUCGGUUGCCAUCACCAACAAAUAAUCAAUUGACUCAGUGGUUUUCUCCAGAGCUUCUUGCCAGAGCUUCUGCCGGAAAAUUGCCACUUUUAAAUAUGUAUCAAACCCUUACUUUGGAAGAAUUUGAGAGAAGCAUGCAACAUUCCUCGGCCGUAGUGCACAACUAGGCGUGCAACGUAAUGUAGCUCAACCCUAAGUGCAGAGAUGCAAAAGAACGCAUUGCCUUCAAGCACAUCCAGUGGAAGGGUUUAAUCAUAAUUUUUUCUUUUAUUUAUAUCUUAUGUUUACGUAUACUUUUGUGUAUAGUGACACAGUGUCGAGGACAAGUCCUAUUCCGUCACCAAAAUAAUUCCUUAAUUUUCGGGUACACGUACACUCUGGUGACAUCAUAUAAAUUAUAGAAAUAAAAAACUGUUUAAAGUAGUUCUUGAUUAUAGUUAAUCGUAUUGUAAAAUAUAUUUUACUGUAAAUAA